Solenopsis invicta (red fire ant) is the source of this 2918-nucleotide messenger RNA. RefSeq lists its product as uncharacterized. The transcript has 3 exons. The record is from RefSeq and is a predicted model, not a curated record. Bases 294 to 1163 code for a protein of 289 amino acids. NCBI's taxonomy places the organism in Eukaryota, Metazoa, Arthropoda, Insecta, Hymenoptera, Formicidae.
GAACUUGCGUCUGCGUCAUGGCUCAUGGCUGUGGCUGGUCAUGGCUUCUAUAGGCGUCCGUAGUUUCUGUAAUUGUUCUUGAUUGACAGAUUUACUUGGAUUUACUUCAAUAAUUGGCACUUAUAUUUUUGUGAAUCUAACAAUGAGUUCACGCGUACUUUAUAUUCGAAAUAUUUUUGUUGAGUAUUUAUCCGAUUAUCUCGUGAUAUUAAAAUAAUUAUGUCGAUGUGAUUCACAAUUGCUACUUUUGUUUAUGAUAUCCAAGAUAGUGUGUAUAUCGAAAUCACAGCAGAAUGAGUUCCAGCGUUACUGCGAGAGCGGAGGAAUAUUUUUACAAUAUAAAUCCUAUAGCUCGAAAAAUUGGCGAAGAUAUCACUGCAACAAAGGAGGCCUAUGAAGGAUUAUGGAAUACCUUGAGCACAGCAGAGCGCAAUCAAGCCAUCAAUGAGACUAUAAUUCAGCCCGAGGUAGCCCUGAAGUACACCUUGAAGAAGGUUGAGUUAACCAAGGAAUUACCAGAGUGGUAUCCAAAGCUGCGCAUACAAACUGGGAUGAAAUAUGUCAUAGAUGAAACUGGUUCAACCUUGCGAUGGCGGGACGAGCACUCCGCUCCAUUUUCGUUUAUGACUCAAUCACAGAUGAAUCUAAGUCUGAUAGAUUCCAGCGAAGAAAUGAAAUCCAGGUCGAUGAGGACACAUUUUGGAGAAUCGCCGCAUUUUUCUAGUCCCGCGAAGAUACAGAGAAACAAUUGCUCGCUGAGCGAUAGCUACAGCUCCACGGAUCAAGUCAGUUGUUAUCCGUCGGAUUGUUACACUAGCGAUCUAUUCGAGAACGAUCAGUGCAGCGACUUAUUGGCAAACGGAAUCGACAGCGAACACUCUGACAGUAUAUUUGCUAAAUUAAUCAACAAGACCUCUUUAUUAAAGUUACAAAGUAACGUCGAAGAUGACCUGGAGAGUUUGGUAAGAGAUUCCGAUACAGACAAAAGUCAGUCGAAUACCUUAGUAGUAACGUCGCGAACAAAAUCGAGCGACAUAAAUGAAUCGACCGCUCUGUUGGAGACACCCAGCUCCUACAGUAGCUUCCAGUCAUCCCAAUUAAAUCAAGAGGAGGAAGAAAGAAGCAUACCAAAGACUGGAUUUGAGUUUCUUGAUAAUUGGUAAACUCAUUCCGUUGUAGAAAUUUAAUAUUUUAAUAAUGCUCUUCUAUUAUAUAUAAACGGUAGGUGCUUUUCCGCUAUAUACACAAGCAAAACUAUGUGACAGUGUACAAUCCAGUGCUAUCCAACUAUGGCUAUCCAACUAUGAUACAAGUCAACACAAUCAUACACAGCUAAAAUGCAGUGUAGCUGUUUUCUGUCACUGGAUACUAAUAUUUUUACAUUUGCUAUUAUUGGAGUGGAUAUCGUUUUUCCUAGCGAGUAUUCUCUUAAAUAGUUUGAAUUUUACGCGAUUUUAGAAACGAUGUCAAAUGACCAAAAUGGCAAAAUUUACCCAUGGGAGAUUGAAUAGUUACGUCUAGCUUCGGUAGAAGCAGUGUUUUAACUAUAAAUUGACUGUAUCACACAAUGUAUGACUGUGUAUCAUUACUAGAAAUUAUUUGAUAUUUCUAUAAUAUUCAGAGAAUAUACCCUGUGCAUAUGGAUGCAAACAAUUUAAUUACUCGAUUGUUAUACCCAUACAACACCGAAUGUUACGGAAAAUUUUCAGAGAUUUCAACCUUUCUCCAAAUUUUUUUAUGUACAACACUUCUGAAAGUAUUCUGCAUUAUGUCAUAUAAAAUCAAUUUUGCAAGAAAUGUUUCUAAAAUUUCACAUGCACUAAAUUUUCAACUUUAAAUCAAAUUUAAAAAAAUUUUUAAGUUGUAUUUUUAUUAGUACUUUUGUCGAUCGAACAAACAAAAAUUUUCUAAAUCUAAUUGUGGUGUAUUGCUUUCAUCAUUUGAAUGAAUGAAAAUUUUCUAGUACGUUCGUGACAUGUGCUAAGUUUAGUAUAGUUUGAGUACAAGAAUGUUAUGCAAAGAAAAUAUUGUCAUAUAUAUUUUGCAUUUUUUUAUUAAAUAUUUCAAAGAAAAUAUCGUCAUAUGUAUUUUGCAUUUUUUUAUUAAAUAUUUCAGAAAUUAUUUACAUUUAUAUUAAUCAUGUUAAUAAUAAAUAAAAACGUUGAAUAAGAAUAUUAAUUGUAUUAUAUAUGUAAUUUGUAUUAUAAUUUAACAUUUAUAAUCCUUUAAAUAUAAUACAUUUAACUAUUAUUUUUGGAGUAAAUUUAAAGUGCUUCAGAAAUAACAUUUAAAUUUAUUAUAUUCAGAGGCAAUAUUUUAGAAAGAUUUUAGUUAUUUCAGUAACUUUAUGAUAUUUUGAAAAACUUUUAAAUAUUUUCAGAAUCUUUCAACAAUUUUUCUGCAAAAUUUUAAAUGUAAAAAUUGUGGACAUUUUACUAUCUUGAAAACAUUUCAGAAAUCUUACAGACGUAUUUCACAAUUUUUAUGAAAUAAUUUAUUUUUUUCAAUUGAAAUAUUUCUGAGACAUCUCUGAAAAUUUCGGUGCUGUAUGAGUAUGUUGUAUAAAAAUAUGCAUGCCUGUUUUAUGUAAAAGAGCGUAUUUAUGCAUGAAAAGAAACGGAAUAUUUUUUACGGUGUAGUCCUUAAGAUAAGAUUUUUUAUGCCUAUAUUUUAUAAUGCCUUUUCUUAUUUGUACUGAAUACCAUUUACAUGACAGAUAACUCAGAGAAUUAAAUAAUGAAGACUGAAGAAGAUUAAUUUCCAAAGAAUAGUUUUUAGAAGAUUUAAUUCUAGAUCUCGAUAGAUAUCUAUCGUUUCUCUACCAAAUAAUAUAGUCACUUUAGAUUUGUUACCUUUUUAUAGUAUUGUAUUUUAUAAUAUAAAAAAAAAUAUAUUACAUGCGUGCUUACGAACAGAUA